AUGCCUGUGACGGAAUUCUCGCAUCCAGAUCCAUACACCUACCAGGUCGGAUUCGACUCCUAUCAUGAAUCCGAAGCUGUCAAGGGAGCUCUCCCAGUAGCCCAAAAUUCACCCCAAAAGGCUCCUUAUGGCUUGUACGCUGAAAAGCUGUCUGGAACAGCCUUCACCGCACCACGACACGAGAACAAACAGACUUGGGUUUAUCGAAUCAUUCCCCGCGGCGCAUGGCAACUUCGCGCGGAAGAUGCCGACUCUUAUCACACGCGCCUGACCACUGAGACGCAAAGACUACACCACAUUCCCAACCAACUACGAUGGGAUCCCUUUGACUUUGACGAAACGGUGGACUGGGUCCACGGCUUGCAUCUCAUUGCAGGCUCGGGUGAUCCUACCUUGAAGCAAGGAUUGGGAAUUCUCCUCUACGCGGCUGGAAAGGACAUGGGCAAAGAAGCUUUCUACUCCGCAGACGGAGAUUUCUUGAUCGUCGCCCAGCACGGUGUGCUGGAUAUUCAAACGGAACUAGGACGCAUGAUCGUUCGUCCCAAUGAGAUUGCUGUCAUUCCUCGUGGUAUCCGUUACCGUGUCACGCUGCCCGCUGGUCCUGUACGAGGCUACAUCUGCGAGCUUUACCAAGGCCACUACCAGCUCCCCGAGCUGGGUCCUAUCGGAUCCAAUGGUCUGGCUAAUGCUCGUGACUUCCAGGCCCCUGUGGCGUUCUUUGAAGAUGAGGAAGAGCCCACGGAAUACAAACUGUACAGCAAAUUCAACAAUACUCUCUUUGCAGCACGUCAGGACCACUCCCCUUUUGACAUCGUCGCUUGGCAUGGCAACUACUACCCUUACAAGUACGACCUGGGGCGAUUCAACACCAUUGGAACAGUAUCGCACGAUCAUCCCGAUCCCUCAAUUUUUACCGUUCUCACUGGCCCGUCCGACCAUGUGGGCACUGCUAUCGCUGACUUUGUCAUCUUCCCUCCCCGUUGGCUCGUGGCCGAAAACACCUUCCGCCCACCAUGGUACCACCGCAACACCAUGUCUGAAUUCAUGGGUUUGAUUUGUGGCGGCUAUGAUGCAAAGACCGGAGGCGGCUUCCAGCCUGGGGGUGCCAGUCUUCAUAAUGUGAUGAGUGCCCAUGGCCCCGACUCGGAUGCAUUUGAGGGCGCCAGUAAUGCCGAGCUCAAGCCAAACAAGGUUGGGGAGAACAGCAUGGCGUUCAUGUUUGAAAGUUCCCUCAUGGUUGGAGUCUCAGAAUGGGGAUUAAAGACGUGUCACAAGGUUCAAGAACAGUACAACCAGCACAGCUGGGAACCUCUGAAGCGUCAUUUCAAGAAUCCCAACAAGGCUUCUUGA
Molecule: messenger RNA, 1350 nt
Organism: Penicillium oxalicum
Lineage: Eukaryota; Fungi; Ascomycota; Eurotiomycetes; Eurotiales; Aspergillaceae
Gene: hmgA
Product: putative homogentisate 1,2-dioxygenase (HmgA)
Exons: 4
Coding region: 1-1350 (449 amino acids)
Biological process (GO): L-phenylalanine catabolic process
Cellular component (GO): cytoplasm
Molecular function (GO): homogentisate 1,2-dioxygenase activity
Source: RefSeq, a predicted model, not a curated record